UGGAAUCAAACGAGCGGCAUUGGCAUAUCUCUGGGAGUCGCCGAAGAUGGAGAAGGGAAAGGGGAUCGCUCGUAGAUGGGCAAUCGACUUCACAGAAAAUCCCAACCCUUCCUUUUCUACUCGAGAAAUUCCAGAUCCUCUAGGGUUUGAUCGAUCCUCUCACGAUCAGGAUGAUUCGACUGUCAGCCGUCAAAAGAAGGACACUGAGGCAGCCUGGAAAGCGCAGAAAGCUUGGGAAGUGGCUCAAGCCCCUUUCAAGAAUUUGUUAAUGAUGGGCUUCAUGAUGUGGAUGGCUGGAAACACGGUCCAUUUGUUUAGUAUUGGCAUCACAUUCUCAGCUCUUUGGCAGCCCAUAAGUGCCCUUCAGGGUGUCGGGAAAGUUUUUGAGCCUUACAAGGAUUCAAGGGUAGAUAUUCUUCCACCCAAGUUGCUCUUUAUUGCCCUGAACUUGGCAGGGCUUGCAUUGGGCGUCUGGAAGCUUAACACAUUGGGACUUCUUCCAACACACCCAUCAGAUUGGGUUUCGUCCCUACCUCCAGCUCUGGAGGUUGAAUUAUCCGGCGGGGGUCUUCUGUACCCUCAACAUGAUUUCUCAUUCUAUGGCCAAGGAAUUUGAAGAAUGGUGCCGAUUACUGCCCCAUGUGGAAUCCCGUGCUAGCUGUUUUCAGAUGCUGCCUUGGUUUUGGGCUCAGUUUCUUACCGAUGCACGCCAAUGUCACAUCUUUGGUUUGUUCUGGGUUAUCUGGAGUAGAGCGACUUUUCUGAUCCAGUAAGAAAGUACAUAUAUGUAUUGAUUUUUGCGGUAAGAAAACCAUGGUAGCUCGCGGAUGCAAGAACACUCUUACUUUAGAUUGAUUACUGCUUUCCACUAUGUGGAGUUUAAAAAAAGAAGCUAUAAUGUUGAUGAGGUUCUUCUUA
This is a messenger RNA of Magnolia sinica, 918 nucleotides long. RefSeq lists its product as uncharacterized. The coding region runs from base 47 to 616 and encodes 189 amino acids. NCBI's taxonomy places the organism in Eukaryota, Viridiplantae, Streptophyta, Magnoliopsida, Magnoliales, Magnoliaceae. The transcript is spliced from 6 exons. Gene Ontology annotation, cellular component: EMC complex. The record is from RefSeq and is a predicted model, not a curated record. Gene Ontology annotation, biological process: protein folding in endoplasmic reticulum.